GUCUCGGGAUCGUCCACCCCCCCUGCGCGCGCGCGCCACGAGGGGGGCAGGAGGAGGGGGAGGAGGGCAGAAAACCGCUUCCUGAGAGUCGGGAGGUUUUUUUCCCCCCGCGUGACUUUUGUGAAGGAGCCGCCGAACCCGAACCGAGCCGGUGAUGCCUGUCCUCUGGACCGUCACCUCCGUCCUGCUCCUGGUCUCCUCCGUGGCGGGACCCUGGAGCGGCCUCCAGGAGAACGAGGUGGAGAAGGUGGACCCGAAGAGGAGACCCGGCGAUGGAGGAGAAGAUUCCAGGUCUCAUCAGGUCAUUGAAAACGCCCUCCUGAAGCUCAGUGAAGCCCUGUGGAGCCACACGGACUCAUCCCAGCUGCCUCCUCCUGCUCCUCCGAGCUCCACUCCUGCUCCUCGGUGUCCGGGGAACCAGCAGAUGCAGAAGAGCGGCUGUGGAUGUCCACCUGGAGCCACGAAGACCGGAGACACCUGCAGCUGCGCCGUGGGGUUCGCUCUGAACACGGGGGGGGAGUGCACAGAUGUUGAUGAGUGUGGAGGAGACGAGCCGUGUGGCCCCCACGCCAUCUGCACCAACACCAGGGGCUCCUACUCCUGCCGCUGUAACCGUGGUUACCUGAUGGGCUCCGGAGGGUGCCAGGACGUGGACGAAUGCGCGCUGGCGGAGGUGACGGGCCUGCUGGCGUGUCAGAGCGACGAGGAAUGCACAAACACCCUGGGCUCCUUCAUCUGCUCCUGCCCCACAGGAUACGUGAGGGCUCUGCACGGGCAGGGAUGUGUCGAUGUGGACGAGUGCAGCUUCGAGGAGCAAUGCCGGCGUGAUCUGGGAAACGUGUGCGUGAACACGGCGGGCAGCUUCCUGUGUCAGUGCGGGCUGGGAUUCAGAGCGGGAACCCCCGGCUGCCUCGAUGUGGACGAAUGUCUGGAGAGUCCCGGGUCGUGCGAUGGGCGGGGGGUGUGUGAGAACACGUUUGGGAGCUACAAGUGUGUUUGUCCACCCGGUUACCGUGGAAACGGCUCACACUGUGAAGACGAGAACGAGUGCGCCUCAGGGAGCCACAGGUGUGACAUCAACGCGCGGUGUGGCAACGUGAUCGGCUCGUAUUUCUGCCAGUGUUACCAGGGCUUCAACGGUGACGGGCACACCUGUUACGACAUCGACGAGUGUCUUCUGAACGCCGGCGGCUGUGAGCACAACUGCACCAACGAGCCGGGGGGGUACAGCUGCAGCUGCGCCGCAGGUUACCAGCUGGAGCAGGACGGACACACCUGCACAGAUGUGGACGAGUGCGGCGGUCCGGGCGCGCCCUGCCAGCACAUUUGCAUCAACACUCGGGGCUCUUUCGGCUGCUCCUGCAGGCCGGGCUUCCAGCUGCACAUCGAUGGCUCCACCUGCGUGGACGUCGACGAAUGCAAACUGCAGAACGGCGGCUGCUCCCACGUCUGCACCAACAGCGCGGGAGGACACGCCUGCAGCUGCCCCGCCCCCCUGCUGCUGGACCGGGACCAGCUCACCUGCACCAAUGCUACUUCCUGUACGUGGAGGAACGGGGGCUGUGACCACGGCUGUACGGUGUCCGCCGAGGGACACAUCCAGUGCAGCUGUGGAAGCGGCUGGAAGCUGGCGGAAGACGGCAGGAGCUGCGAGGACGUGGACGAGUGUGGAGACUUCACAAACGGAGGUUGUGAGCAGCUCUGCCAGAACCGGCCCGGCGGGUUCAACUGCAGCUGCAAGGACGGGUACGAAGUGCGGGCGGACGACCCCACCAAGUGCCUGCCCGUGUGCGACCCCCCCUGUCAGAACGGCGUCUGUGUCGGCCCAAAUACCUGCGAGUGUCCUCAGGGGUUUCCUCGCUCUGGCUGCUCAGCCGUGUGUUCCCCCCCCUGCGCUCACGGCGGCACCUGUGUGCGCUGGAACCAAUGCUUGUGUCCUCCAGGUUGGACGGGAGCCACGUGUCACACAGCCGUGUGCGAGUUACCUUGUGCUAACGGGGGCCGCUGUGUGGACCCCGACACCUGCCAGUGCCCCUCCGACUACACCGGCCCUCAGUGCCUCUCGCCGCUCUGCACUCCUGCCUGUCAGAACGGAGGGAGGUGUGUGGACGUCAACAAGUGCACCUGUGCUGGAGGAUGGCAGGGAGCGCGCUGCCAGAUCGAGCCGGUCCGGUGUCCCAGGCCGUGUGAGAACGCAGGUGUGUGCGUGGGCCUGAGCCGCUGCCGCUGCCCCAAAGGCUUCAGCGGGACCUUCUGUGAGAGCGCCGUCACCACGCCCUGCGUGCCCCCGUGUCAGCACGGCGCCACCUGCAGCCCUCACAACACCUGCACCUGUCCUCCGGGCACGGCGGGCCUGCGCUGUGAGAAACUAACCUGUCCGGUCAUCACCGUGGUGGUCAGCAUGGCGAGAGCCGUCAGGAAGGCCUUCAGGGAAAGCUUCGUGGAUCGCUGCGGACCUCUGGGAGUUCAGCUGUGCACCAAAUACAGGAUAAACCAGGCCCGGGUCUACCUGCAGGCCUACAGGGUCGGCUACAGGAUCCAGUGUCCCGAGAAGACCGGCAGAUAAGUUCUGGUCCGGCUCGACUGGAAAAGGAUCCAACGUCCAGACACCUUCAAUGUGUCACCGUUUUUAUCCUGGUUCCUGUUGAGGAUUUUCGUUCUUAUUGACGUUUAUUGAUCCAGUUUGAACCAAUCAGAUGAAAAGAAUAAAUCCACGAUCCGUCAAAGUUUACUGGAAGAACAGAAUCUUAAUGAUUGUUUUAACUGGAAAACUUUUGAUCCAUAAAGUUUUAAAUCUGUAUUAAGACACUAAAGAGUUGACAAACUUAUUUGGAGAAUUUGUGUUUUUUUAAAUAUCCAAACAAUAAAGAUUCACAAGAAACACGACAGGUGAGUCGUGAACGUUUGAUCGUGCAGAAUUCUUCAUGUCAAAGUCAACUUUUUAAAAAGGCUUAAGAUGAGGACUAACUACUAACUAACUACUAACUAACUACUAACUAACUACUAACGCAGCACUAGCAGGAUCCUUGUUCAGUCUGCAGGAUUUGGGGGCGGGGUUAAUAAAUCUGUGACACACCUGCGUA
This is a messenger RNA of Oryzias melastigma (Indian medaka), 3083 nucleotides long. Its product is annotated as multiple epidermal growth factor-like domains protein 6. Lineage: Eukaryota; Metazoa; Chordata; Actinopteri; Beloniformes; Adrianichthyidae. Gene Ontology annotation, molecular function: calcium ion binding. The record is from RefSeq and is a predicted model, not a curated record. The transcript has 22 exons. The coding region runs from base 155 to 2566 and encodes 803 amino acids.